GGCCCUGGGCAGUUUGUGUGGUGCUUGUGGGUGUCUCGUCCUGGACAUAGAGUCCUCGAGACAGCCUGGAGUCCUCCUGAUCCUUGGCUCUCCCCAGCCCUGCCCGCCAAGUUCACAAAGAGCCUGAGGAAGGAAGAGGCCACGGAAGGGGCCACGGCCACGCUGCGCUGUGAGCUGAGCAAGGCGGUCCCCGUGGAGUGGAAGAAGGGGUCUGAGACCCUCAGAGCCGGGGACAGAGUGAGCCUGAGACAGGAUGGGACGGUGUGUGAGCUGGAGAUCCGUGACCUGGCCGUGGCAGAUGCCGGGGAGUACUCGUGUGUGUGCGGGCAGGAGAGAACGUCAGCCGCGGUGACCGUCAGGGCUGUGCCUGCCAAGUUCACAAAGAGCCUGAGGAAUGAAGAGGCCACAGAAGGGGCCACAGCCAUGCUGCGCUGUGAGCUGAGCAAGGUGGUCCCUGUGGAGUGGACGAAGGGCUCUGAGACCCUCAGAGCUGGGGCCAGAGUCAGCCUGAGGCAGGAUGGGACAGCAUGUGAGCUGGAGAUCUGUGGCCUGGCUGUGGAAGAUGCUGGGGAGUACUCGUGUGUGUGCGGGCAGGAAAGGACAUCAGCCACUUUGACCAUCCAGGCUGUGCCCACCAAGUUCACAAAGAGCCUGAGGAAGGAAGAGGCCACAGAAGGGGGCACAGCCAAGCUGUGCUGCAGGCUGAGCAAGGUGGCCCCUGUGGAGUGGAGAAAGGGGUCCGAGACCCUCAGAGCUGGGGACAGAGUCAGCCUGAGGCAGGACGGAAACAUGUGUGAGCUGGAGAUCCGUGGGGUGGCCAUGGAGGAUGCCGGGGAGUACUCAUGUGUGUGCGGGCAGGAGAGGACAUCGGCCAUGCUGACUGUCAGGGGUAAAGAUCAUGUGUGGCCACAUGGGCCAAUGUAUUGGUGACUGCAUGUUGUCCAU
Molecule: messenger RNA, 945 nt
Organism: Herpailurus yagouaroundi (jaguarundi)
Lineage: Eukaryota; Metazoa; Chordata; Mammalia; Carnivora; Felidae
Product: obscurin-like
Exons: 3
Coding region: 424-930 (168 amino acids)
Source: RefSeq, a predicted model, not a curated record